AUGUGGUUGCGGAUUUUCGGACAAAUGGCCCACAUCGCACUGCUCGGCUUAACGCGCGCUAUUGGCACGAUCAAAAAAAAAGUGGAAGAUAUGUUCCAACUAGUCAACGUGGCUUCUGUGUCCGAGCAGCAAUGUUGGGGCGACGAGAGGAAGGAAACCGAGUUACGUAGGAACAACUUGCAAUUCCUCACUUCGUACGAAUUGGCGUUUAUCAUAGAUGGAUAUCGUCGUCGCUGCCACGCCUAUGCUAAGAGAAGUGCCGCUGCAAAAGGAGUACACUAUGUACAUUUCGCAUUUUCCCAUGGGUAG
Molecule: messenger RNA, 309 nt
Organism: Cylicostephanus goldi
Lineage: Eukaryota; Metazoa; Nematoda; Chromadorea; Rhabditida; Strongylidae
Source: the annotation of a GenBank genome assembly